AUGGCGAACAGCAGCGGCUCCAAGGCCGAAUUCAUCGUAGGAGGGAAAUAUAAACUGGUGCGGAAGAUCGGGUCGGGCUCCUUCGGGGACAUUUACCUGGCGAUCAACUUCACCAACGGCGAGGAGGUGGCGGUGAAGCUCGAAUCUCAGAAGGCCAGGCACCCCCAGUUGCUGUAUGAGAGCAAACUCUACAAGAUUCUCCAAGGUGGGGUUGGCAUCCCCCACAUACGGUGGUAUGGGCAGGAAAAGGACUACAACGUGCUGGUCAUGGAUCUUCUGGGACCCAGCCUCGAAGACCUCUUCAACUUCUGUUCGAGAAGGUUCACAAUGAAAACUGUCCUUAUGUUAGCGGACCAGAUGAUCAGUCGAAUCGAGUAUGUGCACACCAAGAAUUUUAUACACAGAGACCUCAAGCCAGAUAACUUCCUCAUGGGUAUUGGGCGGCACUGUAAUAAGUUAUUCCUUAUUGAUUUUGGUUUGGCCAAAAAGUACAGAGACAACAGGACCAGGCAACACAUACCAUACAGAGAAGAUAAGAACCUCACUGGCACAGCCCGGUAUGCCAGCAUCAAUGCACAUCUUGGUAUUGAGCAGAGUCGCCGAGAUGACAUGGAAUCAUUAGGCUAUGUUUUAAUGUAUUUUAAUAGAACCAGCCUGCCGUGGCAAGGACUGAAGGCUGCAACAAAGAAACAAAAGUAUGAAAAGAUUAGUGAAAAGAAGAUGUCCACUCCUGUUGAAGUUUUGUGUAAGGGGUUUCCUGCAGAAUUUGCUAUGUACUUAAACUAUUGUCGUGGGCUGCGCUUUGAGGAAGCCCCGGAUUACAUGUAUCUGAGGCAGCUAUUCCGCAUCUUUUUCAGGACCCUGAACCAUCAGUAUGACUACACAUUUGACUGGACAAUGUUAAAGCAAAAAGCAGCACAGCAGGCAGCCUCUUCCAGUGAGCAGGGUCAGCAGGCCCAAACCCCCACAGGUUUCUAAGCAUGAAUUGAAGAACAGAAGAAGCAGAG
Sciurus carolinensis (gray squirrel) is the source of this 1007-nucleotide messenger RNA. RefSeq names its product casein kinase I-like. The transcript has a single exon. Gene Ontology annotation, biological process: signal transduction; negative regulation of canonical Wnt signaling pathway; peptidyl-serine phosphorylation. Lineage: Eukaryota; Metazoa; Chordata; Mammalia; Rodentia; Sciuridae. The record is from RefSeq and is a predicted model, not a curated record. Bases 1 to 978 code for a protein of 325 amino acids. Gene Ontology annotation, cellular component: cytoplasm; nucleus. Gene Ontology annotation, molecular function: ATP binding; protein serine/threonine kinase activity.